UGCACUUUGGAAGUCGUUAAUCACUGCUUCUCUGUGACGUUUCAGUUGCUGGCUCUAGCUACCCAAUUAUCGCGAUAAUAAAAUCCAACAGCCAAUCAGUCUGAGGAAUUGCUCCCCGCUGCAAGGAGGUUACCACAAUAGAGAUGAGGCGUCUAGCUGCCAUAAGUUGUUUGCUGAUUGUGGUUUGUUUGUGUCCCAUCAAUGCGAAAGUUUUCCAGAAGUGUGCUUUGGCAAAGCUUUUGGACAGUUAUCAAAUUUCUAGGUCACUGAUUUCAAACUGGAUCUGCAUGGUGAAUGCCGAAAGUGGCGCCGAUACUUCGAAGAAGGUUACUUUGGACAAUCAAACUAGCAGCUAUGGGAUCUUUCAGAUCAACAGCAAAGAUUGGUGUCGCGCGGGACGCAAAGGUGGCAAGUGCAACAAAAACUGCGAAGCAUUCCUGACCGAUGAUAUUAGCGAUGACAUUGAGUGUGCCAAGCAGAUACACAAGGAUCAAGGUUUCUCCUACUGGAAGGGAUGGGUCAACAAGUGCAAACAGAAACCCCUGCCGGACAUCUCCAUGUGUUGGAACUGAGACCGGUCGAAGGCAAGUGGGGCUACUUGAAAACUGCGGGUGGUUGAAUGCAAAUGUUUGGGACGGGACGGAUAUUGCUCAGCUGAUCGAUGGAUGAAAUUAAUAAAGUUGAAAUAUAAAAUAUACAAUGUUAUAGAG
This is a messenger RNA of Aedes albopictus (Asian tiger mosquito), 710 nucleotides long. RefSeq names its product lysozyme c-1. The transcript is spliced from 4 exons. The record is from RefSeq and is a predicted model, not a curated record. NCBI's taxonomy places the organism in Eukaryota, Metazoa, Arthropoda, Insecta, Diptera, Culicidae. The coding region runs from base 144 to 572 and encodes 142 amino acids. Gene Ontology annotation, molecular function: lysozyme activity.